AUGGCCCCCGGAGUCCUGACCCUCACCCAGCCAGGCCUGGCACUGCCCCCCAUACUGCUGCCCAAAAACCAGAUGUGUACCAAUCAGGUGUGCAAGCCGACCCUCUGUGGGCUGGCCAGGCCUCGAGCACCCCCUGAUGCUCACCCGUCGUGGAAUGCCAGCAGGUGUGGCACGGCCAUGUCAGCCCCCAGUCGGACCAGCCCUACAGCCCCAGCGCCCAGAUCCCCCAGCACCCCUGGCUCAGAGAAGGUGGCUUCCCCCCUGGAGUGCUCCAUCUGCUUCUCAGGCUAUGACAACAUCUUCAAGACGCCCAAGGAGCUCUCCUGCACACACGUCUUCUGCCUGGAGUGCCUGGCCCGGCUGGCGGCCGCCCAGCCAACAGGCCGGCCCGGCGGCGAGGCUGUGCCCUGCCCAUUCUGCCGGCAGCCCACGGCCGUGCCCGCUGCUGGGGCCCCUGCACUGCGCACCAGCCACCAGCUGCAGGCCAAGAUGCCAGCACACCUGCGACGGGAGGAGCCCGUGUGGCUGGAGGGCACCAAGCUGUGCUGCUGCCUGCCGCCCUCCGUACCUGGCCUUGGAGAGCCUGGCUUCAUGUGUGUGGAUGUGGGCCUGAGCAAGCCUGCAGAGCCCACUGCGCCCACACCCGCCCCGGGCCCUACCCGCCGCCAGGGCCGCCUGGCCCGCUGCUGGGCACGCUGCAGGGACUGGAGGCGUGUGGCGCUGGUCACGGCUCUGCUGCUCGUGCUCUUCUGCGUGGUGCUCUGGCCCGUGCAGUGUGCGCUCAAGACUGGGAACUUGCACUGCCUCCCCCGGCCCUCCACCACCAUCACCACCGCCACUGCCUUCUCUUCCAGGCCCCUGGCUGACAACUAAGGUCAGCCACCUCUGCCCCGGUUCUAGCUGUGGGUCCCUGGCCCACAGGUGGUGUCAUGGGUGUGCCAGCCAUUGAGAGCCAGUCCCCUGGAGGAGCCCCAACAUCUCCGAGGACCCCAUAUCCCAUGCAGCUCACCUUCCCCCUACUCUGUGGGGCUGAAUCCUGAUGGCAUGAACUAAAGGGUCCCUGAGACCUCCAAGAAUCACAGGCUCCUAUGUGUCCACUUUCCGAACCCCCAUCAUGGAGAUAGCCUUGAUGAGGCCGCCUCCCUGUACACUGUGAAUGACCUGUGUUAGCAGCCCUUUGCUGAGAAAGGAGAGCACUCAUCAUCUUUUUUAUUCUCACAUUUCACCCAUGGCUCCUUCCCCAGGCCCCUUCCCCAGGCAGGGCUGGCCCCUUCUGUGGGUGGGUGUGCUAAGGGGGCACAGGGCAGCAGCAGGAGACCCAGUCCCCCAGUGCCCACCCCAAACUGUACAUUUUUAAAUAAAGUAUUUUGUAUCCACA
Messenger RNA from Nyctereutes procyonoides (raccoon dog), 1378 nucleotides. It is a transcript of the gene RNF223, whose product is annotated as ring finger protein 223. The record is from RefSeq and is a predicted model, not a curated record. The transcript has 3 exons. Gene Ontology annotation, molecular function: ubiquitin protein ligase activity. Gene Ontology annotation, biological process: protein ubiquitination. Lineage: Eukaryota; Metazoa; Chordata; Mammalia; Carnivora; Canidae. Bases 1 to 873 code for a protein of 290 amino acids.